GCGUGAAGCGUGUAUGAAACGCGCAUCAAAAUCUGCCGUUUCGACUAAAAAAUUUGCGUUAUUCUGAAAAUUCCGGCAAAACUCACAGAAGGGGACAAACAAUUUAGGGUUUUUCAAAAUUCAAUUUAGGGUUUUCGCUGCUUACACUGUAAGCUCUCCCUUCAAUCUCAACUCUCACAGGAGGUUGCUGUGUUUGCAUGCUUGAUUAGAAUUUGGAAAUGAGUGAUACAAAAGAAAGCGAGGAAGUUAGCCAGAGCAUUCCUGUUAAUACAGAGGAAGCUGGCCAUGUCAUUGGUGAAAAUGGAAGUCCAAACCAAGCUUCAGCUAAUCAAUAUUUAAGAGAUGACCAUCAGAUGAUUAUAGAUAAUCUGGCUGGCCUGGAUUCCUAUCUUGAUCGAGAGAUGCAUCUCGAAGUUCAACCUGAUACUGCAGAAGAAACUUAUGUGUCAGAUGAUAAAUAUGUGAGGGAAGAAAUUCUUUCCGUGGAUGAAAAUGUGAAACCCAAGGUUGUUUUGGAAGACAUCCCACGAGAGAAUGUUCAAGACACUCUUCACUCAGUCCCAGUUGAGGUUGAUGAUCAGAUUCUGAAUACAACUGAGUGUGAAGCUGCUGCUUCUGAUGGGAAGGUGGAAGCCGAAAGACUUCCUCAGAGUAGUAAUGGCGUUGAGAAUGAUGAUACUGCGUGUCGAAAUAGUGUUAGUGAUGGUGAUGCUGAAACGACAGGGAUGGAGGUUGAUGUGAAGCCUGAAGUUUGUGAAGCGGCUGAUAGUAAAACUUGUGAUAAUGAACUUAUAUCGUCAAGUCAUGAUAAUCCGAUGCCUUCUGCUGCAAAUGAACCUAUGCCGUCAAGUCAUAAUGAUCAUACUACACCACAACCUGCCCAUGCUGAAACAGGGCCAGAAAUCAAGAAUGUUUUAGAAGUUGAAAUUAGUAAGGCCGGUGAAGAGCAAGCUGGUGAGCAUGCAGAUAAUGGGAACUCAGAUUCGCCGCAGAACAUGUUUUUCUUGGAUGCUGAUCAUUAUUAUGAUGGUAAUGAGUCGGGAACUGAAGAGGACCAAGCAGUUUUUAUGAAGGAGCUCGAAAACUUCUUUAGGGAGAGGAGCAUGGAAUUCAAACCUCCCAAAUUUUAUGGGGAAGGACUUAAUUGCCUUAAGUUAUGGAGAGCUGUAAUGAGAUUGGGAGGCUAUGAGAAGGUAACCUCAUGUAAGUUGUGGCGGCAAGUGGGAGAGUCUUUCAAGCCUCCAAAGACAUGCACCACAGUUUCCUGGACUUUCCGGGGAUUUUAUGAGAAGGCCCUUCUUGAUUACGAAAGGCAUAACAUAAAAGGUGGCGAGCUGAAUGUGCCUAUCCCUUCUCCUCCAGAGCCUGUGAUUAUUGAAAAUCAGGCUUUAGCAUCAGGUAGAGCCCGGAGAUAUGCUGCUGAACAGGCUAUGCGGGGUUGGCACUCACAACGUCUUCUUGGCAAUGGUGAAGUUAGUGACCCUAUUAUAAAGGAUAGGAAUUUGUUGUCUGUGCAAAAGCGAGAAAAGCAACUUAAGAAUAUCAAUAUACUUAAACGUAAGAAGCCAUCUUAUAUGGAUAAUGCAGUCAAAGCAGCACGCAGUAAACCAUCUAAACCACAGUUGGAAACAGCUGUGGUUGACAUUGGACCUCCUGCUGAUUGGGUAAAAGUCAACGUACAAAAAACUAAAGAUUGUUUCGAGGUAUAUGCUUUAGUUCCUGGCCUUUUGCGGGAAGAGGUCCGAGUGCAAUCAGACCCAGCAGGACGUUUGGUCAUAAGUGGUGAGCCAGAACAUCUAAAUAAUCCUUGGGGUGUGACACCUUUCAAAAAGGUUGUGAGUUUGCCCUCAAGAAUUGAUCCUCAUCAGACAUCAGCUGUGGUAACGUUGCAUGGACAAUUGUUUGUUCGUGUCCCAUUUGAACAGUCAGAAUAGCGGUAUAUUGGUAUAUUGUUGAUGCUUUCUUACAAGUUACAGAUUUCCUUUACCAUUAUUUAUAGGAUAGUUGACCCAGAAAAAACAACGGAGAGGAGUUAGUUAUGCCUGUAAGACUGUAGAAUGUAUAUUUUAAAUUUAAAAUCAUUGUACAUUGUUUUCUCAAGCAUUACAAUUUGACCAUGUUAAUGUUAAUAUUAGCUAGUUAGGAUUUUGUAA
This is a messenger RNA of Vicia villosa (hairy vetch), 2153 nucleotides long. Its product is annotated as AT-rich interactive domain-containing protein 6-like. The transcript is spliced from 13 exons. The record is from RefSeq and is a predicted model, not a curated record. Gene Ontology annotation, biological process: regulation of transcription by RNA polymerase II. Gene Ontology annotation, molecular function: DNA binding. Lineage: Eukaryota; Viridiplantae; Streptophyta; Magnoliopsida; Fabales; Fabaceae. Bases 219 to 1934 code for a protein of 571 amino acids. Gene Ontology annotation, cellular component: nucleus.